This is a messenger RNA of Lytechinus variegatus (green sea urchin), 5437 nucleotides long. RefSeq lists its product as uncharacterized. The record is from RefSeq and is a predicted model, not a curated record. Gene Ontology annotation, biological process: intracellular signal transduction. Bases 96 to 3902 code for a protein of 1268 amino acids. The transcript has 17 exons. Gene Ontology annotation, molecular function: protein binding; guanyl-nucleotide exchange factor activity. Gene Ontology annotation, cellular component: cytoplasm. NCBI's taxonomy places the organism in Eukaryota, Metazoa, Echinodermata, Echinoidea, Temnopleuroida, Toxopneustidae.
UCCUUCAGCCACAGCAGCUGAGGAAGAAACUAGAAUCCCUCCAGCAACAGGAGGAGGGUGGAGGGAAUGACUGGAGGAAUGGCGUUCCGAAGCAGAUGAAGCCAGAACUGAUUGUUGUGGAUAUCUUUGACGAUAGCCAGGAAGUAUCUUGUGGUGAUAAAGAUUGUAAAAUGCCUCAAGAAAGUAUUAUGGAGGACCCUAUCAGUGAAUCUGUUGCCAACAUGGAUGCCUUAGAGGAUGUCUCCAGAGACCUAGAGGGUGAUGCGACUUUAGAGCAAUCUGGUAACAGUCCUCCUAGAUUUGUGCGUAGUGUCUCCAGCAUACCUUCAAGAAAUAGGCAAGUGUCUGUUGACUCUGUAAGUGGAGCCAAUCAAAGGACAGAGAAGCAUGCGAGGACUACUAACAAUAAUCGCAGAUCGCUCUCCCCACAGGCAAGAGAGUAUGCAUCAAGGCUCAAUGCCUCCGGGAAGCAGCGGUCUCAGUCUCAGGCAUCCAGCGGAGAGAAUGAUGAUCAGCAGACUAACGGCUACAGGCAGCGCAAGAAGAGCCUGGCCCUUGCCAUGAACGAGGGUCGACUUGAAAUGAAGGAAGUGUGCAUGAGACCAUUGGAUGUGGACCUUGAUUUUCAUUUGAUUGCUCAGCUGAACCAGCUCAAUCGGGAAUUAAUGGAUCUAUCCAAAUCAGGAUCGUCCACGUCUCCAUCUUCACCAGGUGUAGGUGCCAACCAUAGUUUCUCUCUCCUUGAAAACAACAGUGAGAUCCUGGCUGAUGGUGAUACGAAGCACAGUGUAUCAAGUUCACCUCAGUCCCCUAACUCUUUACAGGUCCAACAAACAAAACAUUCUCCAGGAAAUGAUAUGUACAGUCCAAUAUCUUCUAAGAGAGGUAGGAGUCCUGUAGAAGCCAAGCAAAAAAAGUUUAGUUAUGAUUCGCCGAGGAGGAAGCAAUCUGAUGAAAAUGUAACUCCUGUUUUUUCUAGUAAGAAAUCAUCUCCUGAACAAAGAACAAUCUCUGAAAAUAGUAAGGAAUCCAAGUCGGUGUCACCCCGAGAAGUAAUCUCUCGGAUCAAAUCACGUUUCAGUAACCCCAAACUGACCAGGGGGUCACCACAAAGAAGCAGUGCUGGGAAAAUAGAAAUUCAAAUCUUGAGACCAAAUCUAGGAAACUCUGAGAACGAAUCUGGACCAUUCAAGAGAUCAGCAUCUCUUAGAAACGACUCUGACUCGAGAAAGACGUGGCCCAGCCUUGAAGCGUCUACUGAGGGCUACGAAGAGAACAGCCAGAGUCCGUCCGGACAGAGUCAUGUCUAUCGACGGAGUGAAUCCGAUGGACCGCUAGAGAGGCAACGGAAGAAGCCAGUUCUUCCGGACUCUAACCCUAUGAUAGAACAGAACCAUAACGCACCAGGUAGCAGUACUGAUAGUGGACUGGGCAAGGAUCAGAGGCAUUCCAAGUCAAGCGCAGAUUCAUUACUAGAGGAUUUCCAUGUUAGCAGCCAAGUUUCGUCUAGGUGUAACAGCAAUCCUCCUUCCAGACCCCUGUCGUCCGACACAGGUGAUCUGAGCUGGGAGAAAGGUCGCGACCUUUUGUCACCGAGAUUGAGAGGUUUUCCAGGCUAUCUAUCUAGUUCUACACCACAUAGUCCUACUAAUCUAACCCCAGCCACUGGUAGUAGAGAAGAUCUAUUGGAUGAUGGCUUCUCUAGACCAGAGAGUCAGGAGGACCUGCUGGGCAGUCGUGGCAACGGGAUGCGUGCCUCAGGGAGCAGCCAGGGAAGCAGUAUCAGCCACGCCAUGCAAUCUGGGAUCAAACCACCAAAACCACGACAUAAACCCCUGAGGAGGUCAAAGACAGAUCUAGGUGAUCCAUCGAUCAUCAAAGCAGCAUUAACUCUUGCAAAGAUGCAAGGUGAUGAGACUCCCAAGGCUGUCGAGGGAUCAUCUCAAAUGCCAUCGGCGACGAAAAAGAGGCCGACUUCGGCGCUCGGCAUCAUGGGAAUACUGAACAGCGGUAGCGGCCGAGAGUCUCCAGUUACACAGGUUACUCAACCAGAUGGAAAGCCGUCACCACGCCUUCAACGAUCUCAACACCAGCCUGCCCCAGAGCCCUUAUCCCUGGUCGUCGAUAUCGAUGUAGAGCAAGACAAAACCGUGAAUGAUCUUCCGCUGACUCCCCGGCCGAGAUCAAGGUCUCUUGGGUCUCUGGGCACCUUUGAAAUCCCUGACAUGGCGUUGAUGAAGAGGGCGCUAUCACUCCCAGCAGGUCUGGGAGAUGAUGAGGUGAUGAUGUCAGAUCCUGAUCUGAGUAAGAUCAAUGCAAGAAUGUCAGAGACAUUUGAGCAAUUCUGUGCAGCGACGUUAGCCGAGGCUCUCUUUGAUCAUGUGACCAUGGACGGGAACGAGCUUACGUUCCAGGCUGGGGACAUGAUAGAGAUCACCGAUAUGACCGACGCCUACUGGUGGUGGGGGUGUAUAGAUAAACAAGAGGGCUGGCUACCGGCGCCCUUUGUUAGACUGAAGGUCAGUCAGGGGGAAACGGUUGAAGAAUGCAUGUCACGCCUCCAGGUAAACACCUCGUCCAAUCAGCAGGGACUGAAACCUUCCCAUGAGCCUCUCAUCAGAAAGGUCAGCCUGAGCUUCCUCAGCAACGACCAGGUCCGGGCGAAUGUCAUCAAAGAGAUCAUAACCACGGAGAGGGAUUAUGUCAAGAAUCUGGCUGACAUUUAUGAGGGCUACAUUGAGCAAGCACGGAGUAGACCCGACAUGUUCAACCAGACGCUCAUGUCCAAACUAUUCUGCAACAUUGAGGAGAUCUACUGUUUCCAGCAGCGUUUCCUGACGGACCUCGAGCAGUGUAUCGACAAUGAUUUACCUCAUAAGAGUGCGAUAGGGGACUGCUUCCUUAAAUAUAAAUUGACCUUUGACAUCUAUGGUGAAUACUGUAACAACUACCCUCAUGCAGUGAACGAGUUUCAAGAACUCAUGAAAGAUAACAAAUAUGUGCAAUUCUUUGAGGCCUGCCGUCUCCUUCAGUCCAUGAUCAAGAUCCAGCUCGAUGGCUUCCUCCUAACCCCAGUCCAGAAGAUCUGUAAAUACCCUCUCCAGCUCAACGAGCUUCUCAAGUACACCCGGCCGCAGCACCCCGACUUCCAGCCGUUGAAGAGCGCCCUCGAGGCCAUGCGAGAGGUUGCCCAGAGCAUCAACGAGAGGAAACGAAGGAUAGAGCAUAUCGAGAACAUUGCGCUGUGGCAGAAGACAAUAGGAGAUUGGGAGGGUGAUGAUGUCCUAGAUCGUAGUUCAAUGUUGAUCUACUCUGAUGAGGUGAAUCGUGUUAGCUUGACUGGUAGGCAUCGCACAUCGCCACGGCAACUGUUUUUAUUCGACCAUCAGCUCAUCAUCUGCAGAAAGGACAUACUAAGGCGAGAUCUGUAUGUUUACAAAGACAGAAUAGAUCUAGAUGACUGUCAGAUUGAAGAUCUUCCAGACGGAAAAGAGAACGAAUGGAACGUGACGCUACGGUACGCCUGGAAGAUACAGAACUUCGAAGACCAGUCCAAGGUGUAUGUCUUCAUGUGUAGGAGUCGCAAGGAGAAGAGGAGAUGGCUGAGGCAUUUCGCCAAAGAGAGAAAGAUCGUCCACGAGGGUCUCACCAGAGGUAGCAGUUUCAUGGCCGCAAAGGAAGCUGCCUUAAAAACAUCAACGACGAACAAGCCCAGUAAACCAACAGACAGAGUGAUGGUGAGAAGAGCACUAUCGAUGCCACAUCGGAAAGCGAGAGAUCCGAACGGCAAAGAACCUCCCUUACAGCUUCCAAGAAUGGCCUCUACGGAAGUAGAACCCGAUGUCAGCACGCCAAAGAAAAAAGGAAUCUCAUUGUUUGGUGUCCAGUUUGGAAAGAAAUGAGGUCACCUCUUCAAUAUCUGUGAUACUAUUGUGAUGGGAUGACUGAGCGCUCUCUGGAGUCCUCUGUGCGAUGUCGAGGAGUGGUCAUGAUUGGUCAAAUUAGACUGUCUGAAAAGGCGAAGACUCUUGUGGGACGGUUUAGUCUCGUAAUAUGGGACUCUGAAAGGAUCAGCUCCCGGAAUGUGGUCCAUCGUUGCUCUAUCGGUGAAAAAUAAAGCAUCGACAGUGUGGGAGCCGAUAGGGGAUUGUUGUGAAAAACGUCUGAGCAUGCAUGCAUUAUUUCAUGGGAAUGCCUUGUAUGUUAUGCGUACAUCGUACAAUCAUGUUUUCAGUAAUACCAAGCCUCCAUAAGAUACACUGUAUUGGCCCCAUUUCCUAAAGACUUGUUAUAAGAACAAAUGCACAGUUUCUAUAACAAACUUACUAUCAGCCAAUCAGAUUAAAGGAUUUCGGUAGCUUUUAACUGUUAUUGCAAAUUUGUUCUUAUAACAAGUUUGAUUGAAAUGGGUCCCACGAUGUGAGGAAGUCAAGCAGAUUUUUCACGAACGUUCAGACGCGGCCCAUCGCAGAGAGAGUUUCGAUCAAACACAACUCCAAAAUAGAAUACAUAUACAUUUUCAACCGAUGGAAUGUGCUUAUUAGGGACUUGCGCUUGAUUUUUUUUUUUUAGUUGCAUACAAAUGAAACUCUUCAUGCAGUGGACCCAUGAUGAGAUGAAUCGCCCGCCCUACUUGUGCUUGCGUAUGCGCAUUGAAUGCUGCAACACGUCACUUGACGCCUCGUCGAUAUUGACUUUGCCGAGGUUCUUUGCUGAGCUGUGUUGUCCUUGUCUGAAUUGACCUGGGGGUGUGUCACAAAGACUUAAGCGUGACUUAGGCGGUGUUGCAAGAAAAUAUUUGCGAUCAAUUGCAAAUAUUCUGUUGCAUAACUUUACAACUGGUAGAUCAAUGUUAGUUAUACAUGUAGCAAAUCAGACGAGACUUCUUGUUUCAAGGAGCACAUUAGCAAUCAAUCACUAAUUUGCUAUUAACUACAAGACAUGCAUGAUAGAUGUAGGGACCAAAAAUAGAUUUGCAAUUGAUCGCAAGUUUCUUGCAACACCCCCUAAGAGUCGCACUUAUGUUCUCUGUUGUGUGCAGUAUAGAAGGCAUCAUUCUCUGCACGACUGGUGAUCAUUUGUGCGGAAUGAUAUCACCUGAUAGCAUGUUGCAAUCGCGCGUACAGUCUAGCGUAAAUUUACGAACAGCUUUCCGACACACCCAUAGCUUCCUCAACUGCUUCAUGCGUCAUGGCAUGAUAGUUAAAUUUGAUAUUUCACGGGUUUACCAUGCAUUAUUUUGGUGUGCAUGUUUCUUGGGUGCAUCGAUCAAUUCACAGUAUUUCUCUGUAAUUUGUUAUUUGUAUGAAAACACACGUGUUAUAUUCAUUCCAUUGAAUAUUCCUAAUAAAGCAGUAUCAUACCUAUAAAUGAACCUCAAACUACUAUGGACUUCUGCAGGCAUUCUUUCCAGAGAGGAAUUAUUUCAAGGGCUAUU